AUGGCGGACCCGCCGCCACUCCCAUCACCGCCGCCACCGCCGCCGCCGGUGCUUCACCUGCGCUUGGAGCUGACUGGCGAUGAGGCACGGCCGCUGGCGGUGGUGCUCCAGCUUGCGGCAGACGAGCGGGUGCGGCUGCAGCUGGAUAUCCAAGACGAUGGCAGCGUGGCGGCAACCCUCGAGCCUGCUCGCACUGGUACCGCGGAAAUGUCGCCCGCCGGUGUAAAGGCAGAGGAGGCUGGCAGCAGCGCAGACAGCGCAGCCCCAGAGCCGCAGGCGCCGACACUGGAGCAACAGCACGCCGAUCUGCUGCAUGAGAAUGGGCGCCUACAGGGCCGUGUGCGGCAGUACCUGGACGGCAUCACCAAGGCCUCCCGCAAGACGCUGCAGCACGCCAGCGGGCAGCUGAUGGAGGGCGCAGAGCAGCGCUACCUGCUGGCCCUGCAGCAGCUGCGCCUCCUGCGCGGCGAGCAGGCAUCGGCGGCGGUCGCCGCAGAGGCGGCGCUGGCGCCGGAGCGUGCGCGCCUGGCCGCGGCCGCCGCCAAGACGCAGGCGCAGCGCGAGGCGCUGCUGCGCUUCGUGGCAGACGCGGCAGCGGCCUCGGAGCGCGCAGCAGCUGCUGGCCGCAUCAAGGCCGCGGUGUCGUCGGCGGCGCUGCAGCGCUUCCUGGCAGCCGAGCCGGCCAAGGGUGCGGAAGUGCGGGCGCUGCGCGCAUGCCACGCGCGGCUCAGACGCCAGCUGGAGGCGGCCGAGCGGCGGCUCAAGGCCGCCGACCAGCUGUCGGCGGAGGGUCUGCACCUGGUGGACUACGAGCAGCUGCGCAUAGAGAAUGCCAGCCUGGCGGCCAAGCGCGAGGCACGGGCGGCAGAGGUGGACAAGCUGCGGGGCAAGCUGGCGCAGGCGGUGCAGAUAACGGCCCACGUGCGCGAGAAGCUUCACUGUGUGGGGCUGGAACGUGGGGCGCUGGCUGCCAGGCUGGAGGCUGUGGAAGGCGAAGUGCAGCAGGCGCGCGCGCAGGCGACGGCGGCGCGGGCGCGGCGGGAGCGCGCCCAGCGGCGGCGCGGCGACCUGGCACAGGACUGGCGGGUGGUCACCGACCGCCGCUGCCUGGCCGACAUGCAGCAGCAGGAGGCGGAGCUGGCGGAGCUGCAGGCGCAGGCCGCGGCGCUGCGGGCGCGGUACGAGGCGCUGGGGAGCGGCGGCGGCGGCCAGUCGGCGGCGGGCGACGGGCGAUAG
Messenger RNA from Chlorella variabilis, 1236 nucleotides. RefSeq lists its product as hypothetical. Gene Ontology annotation, biological process: cilium assembly. The record is from RefSeq and is a predicted model, not a curated record. The transcript has 3 exons. Gene Ontology annotation, cellular component: axoneme; ciliary basal body. Lineage: Eukaryota; Viridiplantae; Chlorophyta; Trebouxiophyceae; Chlorellales; Chlorellaceae. Bases 1 to 1236 code for a protein of 411 amino acids.